CCACGCUUUCCCCGUCAAAUUCGUUCGAUUACAAAUGCGAGCCGCUACGCACACGCCUCGCUUCGGCUACCUGUUGCGCCUCGGACUCGAGUCCAUCGGUGUGCGCUACGUGUCCAUCGAUCUGCUGCGCAAGGCUAAGAAGAACCAGACGACGGAGCGCGAGUAUUGGACACUAUGGAGGCUGCUACAUGACUUGGUGCUUGUGGUGCUGGCAGAUUUUGAAGUAGACAGUCGAGAAGUGGAGCGUCUUAAUGACGCUGAGGUGUUAGAGAGUUCACUCCUUGACACUGAGCUGCACGGCAUUCAGAUGGAGUUAGUGCGGUUCUAUCUCUACGAGUGGGGUUUCGUGUGCACUACAUUUUAUUCUGUACCACCUCGAUCAUCAAGUCAAGUGCUUCUGCUUGCCGUCGCGUGGCUGCUGGCAUUCUCCAGGUUCUUUGAAAAGCAGGGCCGCUAUAUUCUUGAGCGCUGCACAGACACAACACAACCGCGUUUACCUCCAUUCCCGAAUGACGUGGAUAUUGAUACUGCGCGCAUUCAAAAGGCUGCGCUCCAUGCGGUUUCUACUGCACUAGCACCUUGUGAGGAGAACUUAUCCAUGGAAGGACAGACGCACCAGUUGCAUAGUGCAUUCGGUCGUUUACAAGGUCAUCUGAACGAGUUACAAGCCUACACCCGCUACCAUGAUCGACUCUUAGCUCGUCUCAAAAAUCUGCAAAACAAAUCUGGAGGACACCAGGAGCUUAUUCCAGCCUAUGUUCUCGAUCUUCUAGCUGGACCAACAUCAAGAUUAUCCAAGCAAGUCCAAGUGCUAGCUCAAAGUGUGCAGAUGAUAGAAGACGAAGCUCAGUUCUACAAGUGGAUCAAUAGUCUCGUGCUCUCGCUCAACACCAGCGAUAGUCCAGACUCCAAAUUGAGCCCAAUCACUGCAACAGACAGCAUUCCUCACGCACUGCGCACUCAGGUUCAAGAAGUACAAACACUCUUCCAAGCACAUGCAGAUUCCAUCCACAAAAUCGAGCAAGGCUACAAACAGGAAUGGAAGAAGUGGACAUCUCGGCAGAAAUCUCGUUCUCGGCUUCAGCAGAUGGAGACGAAAGUGGAGAAUUUUACUCAUGAGGUGCAGACACGAGAGCUCUUUGAUCCUCAGAAGCUAUUUCUCCGCUCUCAGCGAUCGUGGGAGGAUUCAAACACUAGUCACGUAAAGAACUACACUAAACAGAUACACUUGGCGACGAAGGAAGAGGUGGAUCGACUGCAGACUCAGAUAGCAAGCGUUAUCGACGAGAUCACACGAGAAUACUGUAAUCUACAGUUGCGGUAAAUGACAUAACAGUUAAGGUUAUUUACCUCUUUGGUUAAGUUAUUCACGCGGUACAAGACGGAAACGCAGGUCGGUAUGAACGCCGUCAUUGUAUCGACGGGAAUGUGCGAGGAUUUCCCGUUCGGUUUGUUGGCGGAGCAGCGGCAGUACGAGUGUUAGGAAGCCGUCACGCACCUCAGGCGGCAGUCGAGGCAGCUCCACGCCCAUAGGGAAGUCCUCAGGCAGCGGGCCUUUGGUUUUAACCACCUGGAUGAGCCAGCGACGCAAGUAGCGCAUCUUUUUAAUGUUAUUCGUCCACGCUCGGAG
Messenger RNA from Phytophthora nicotianae INRA-310, 1630 nucleotides. RefSeq lists its product as hypothetical. The transcript is spliced from 6 exons. NCBI's taxonomy places the organism in Eukaryota, Oomycota, Peronosporomycetes, Peronosporales, Peronosporaceae. The record is from RefSeq and is a predicted model, not a curated record. Bases 35 to 1324 code for a protein of 429 amino acids.